GAGAAGAAUGGCUGCCGGCAGCGCUUCCACGUUGCUCCCGCUGGUGAUCCUGAGCCUCUGCCUGACCGCCGCCUGCUCAGAGACCGUAGCUGAGGGCGCGCCCACUGUGGCGCACGAUAGCGUGGACACGUCUUCGGGUGGCGGGGCGUACGAUUUCACCACAAGGGACCCCUUCCGCGACCCCCCGGAGAACUCCUUCACCUACGAGUAUGAGGACACCACGUACUCCCAGCCGGCGGAAGGAGAAGGAGUCCUCGGACCCGGAGCCAUCGCCGCCAUCGUCAUCGCCGUCAUCCUGGGGGCUUCGGUGCUCAUUGCGCUCAUCGUCAUCACGCUUAAGAAGUUCACCACGGCCUAGAGGGUCCGCCCCCAGGGGACUUCUUCCUGCCAGGCUUUCCCUCCCUCUCCCUUUCGCAGCAAAGGACGGCACGGUCCCAUUUCAGGUCUUACGUGCAGCAGCUCCUGACCUGUAGGGGGCGAUCUGCUGCAUGUGGAACCUGGGACAGGGGGCCAGGAAGCGGGCGGCGUGGGAGACGGGCCAGACCCUGCAGAACUGAGGUCGUACGUCUUGAGGUGCUUCCUAUUGUAAAGGGAACUAGGGUCAACGGGUCAGAAACACGGUCCCAAUCCUUUGUUUCACCGCCCAUAGGCAGACCAGUUCUACCAUUA
Molecule: messenger RNA, 669 nt
Organism: Scleropages formosus (Asian bonytongue)
Lineage: Eukaryota; Metazoa; Chordata; Actinopteri; Osteoglossiformes; Osteoglossidae
Gene: snorc
Product: secondary ossification center associated regulator of chondrocyte maturation
Exons: 3
Coding region: 8-358 (116 amino acids)
Biological process (GO): cartilage development
Source: RefSeq, a predicted model, not a curated record